UCACUCUCAUGGUCCUUCCAACACACCCGUACAUACCAAAUGUCACCCACAGCAGCACAUCUGUCCCACUCGUCCAUCGACCCAUCCACUGCCGCUUACAGUGCUCCGUCCCCCUGUGACACUCCCGCAGCGCCCCAUGACCACCUUCAUCUGAUCUCCCAUCGCCUGCUCGACCAUGCCUCUCGCGAACAGCCGACUGGGCGGCUGCUGCAACAACAUGCCCUGGAUCAGCUGCGGCACGUCCUACAGCCGACAGAGGCCGGGGCUGUGAGCUCCUGUCCCUCCCAUGGUCUCCAUCCCUGUCGGCGUCGUCUCGUCUGCCCUUGUCGUCCUGCCUGCUGCUGGUGGGGCACCGCUGUGAGGGCUGUGAAGGGGCGGUGUCGGCCAUGUCGACGUGGAAGGCCAUGAUGGUCGGGCCGAGCAGAUGCCACGCCACAGUGAUCAGCAGACAUAGAAUGACGAUCAGCGCUAUCAAGAUCUCGAUGGCAAGCACCUGAAAGAUCCACCACAGACACGCACACGGCAUUCAUCCACCCGUGCAUGGACGUGGCUGCCUGCGUGUGUGCCUUUGCUUCUGUUCUUGCUCACUCACUCACCACGCUGGGAGUGUGUGUCGUGGCCUUUGCGUCUGUAUCGACGCCGUACUGCAUCACAUACUCGGCGAUGUACUCCAGGUCAUCGUCGUGGUCCGGCACCAACCGAGGCUCCUCAAACAU
Vitrella brassicaformis is the source of this 716-nucleotide messenger RNA. The record is from the annotation of a GenBank genome assembly. NCBI's taxonomy places the organism in Eukaryota, Vitrellaceae.